This is a messenger RNA of Brassicogethes aeneus, 900 nucleotides long. The record is from the annotation of a GenBank genome assembly. Lineage: Eukaryota; Metazoa; Arthropoda; Insecta; Coleoptera; Nitidulidae.
AUGUCCAGAUCGUCAACUUCUUCAAAAGCGUCCACUGCUAGCACAGUGGACACCCCUCCCCGGACUACAGAGAAGUCCACCAACCAACCCCGUCCCGAUUCCCCGGCUACAGUGAAGCCAACCAUUUCCCCUGAAGAUGUCCAAGAGGCAUUUGAAACCAUAAGAAACCAUUGGAAUACCGAGAGUAGAGACUCCAAAGCCAAAAAGACCUCCAUGCUUGCUUACUUGGACCAAAUUCAAGAGGCUUACCAAGAAUUAUUGGUUAGGCCCAGCCAAACAGUCCCGAUGAACGUUUUGGAGGACAUGCUGGACUCCAAGAUAAGCCAAUUCAGACCCGGACCACGGUCAAGCUCCCUACGGGCAAGGCCGUGCCCACAAAGAACUCCUCAGUUACAAAGAUUACACGUCAGACCAAACAAGAACUCAGGCGGCCUACGGCUGGAAUCAAAUAAAUCGGACUUAAGCACUCUUAGCGUCCAGGCACUGAAGGACAAGGGCCUGGUGCUCAAGGUGCCCACCAAGCGGCCCCCAAGAUUAGCCGUCUACCACGUGCCAUCCUCCCUUGACGCAGACGAGGUAGAGGAAGCAAUCAUUGCCCAAAAUUCAGAAGGGCUAACUGAGGACGAGCAGGACAUCCUCAAGGAUGGUGUUCUUGUUAAAUUUAAAUUCGGACCAAGGGACUCCAGUACCGUCCACUGGAUAAUGCAGACAACCCCAAGAGCAAGGAAGAUCCUGCUAGAAAUCAAAGUAAUUAAAUCUGCCAUGAAGAGCAAACUAAAUGAUGAGUGCUCUCUAUGGCGUAAAAAAGCGAAGGAGCCAUGUAGUGACCAGCAUGGCAGAGCUGCACUUAACGAAGAGAUUAAGAGCACCACCAGCCCCAUUGAUGACAACCCAUAUUAA